Molecule: messenger RNA, 10592 nt
Organism: Etheostoma spectabile (orangethroat darter)
Lineage: Eukaryota; Metazoa; Chordata; Actinopteri; Perciformes; Percidae
Product: leucine-rich repeat and immunoglobulin-like domain-containing nogo receptor-interacting protein 3
Exons: 4
Coding region: 610-2478 (622 amino acids)
Cellular component (GO): plasma membrane
Molecular function (GO): protein binding
Source: RefSeq, a predicted model, not a curated record
GAGAGAGAGAGAGAGAGAGAGAGAGAGAGUUGAGUGAGAGAUGAAAAGCAUGCUAAGCGAGAGAGAAGCACUCACACUGAAGGAGGCAGAGGCAACAGCUCCAGCAACAGCACGCUCCUUUCCCAUCCUCCCUUUCCUCUCUCAUAAUCCCACAUCCACGCCGAGGGAGAUGGAGGGCACCCAGACCCGCUGAGGAGCACUGUUUAGAGGAGAGGAAAGCUCACAUGACCCCCUCCCCCAUCCCCUCCUGUGAGUGUCCGGAUCAUAUUUUUGGGACAAUAACCAACGAGGACUGAACCGGGGGUGUGUACACAAGCGAGCCUGCUGGCAGGAGGGAAAAGAAGGCAGGGAAAAGAGGGGGGGGGGAUGAGAGGAAGGUUCGGUACAGCUGCUGAUGCCCGGGUCUGCGAGUGAGACCGAGACAGACUGAGGAGGGGAGGGCGGCACAUGUGGAGCAGUGUCAACUCGUGGGCCCAAGACGAGGGGAAAGAAGAUUCACAUACGCACACAGCUGGACAGAUGAGGAGACAUCAGGGACCACGCUUCAGUCCUGGGUGUGUGGUGUACUGACCCUGCCUGUGACAGGCAAGGAGUCAGAGGGCCAGGGCCAUGAUUGGCUCUCCUGGCUCUGCUGGGUGUGCCUUAGUGCCAUGGCCGAGGAUGUGGCAAUGGGUCCUGGCUGCUUCUCUGGUUGCCGUGAUAACCUUGACGCUGCCAGGAAGAGGCCAGGCCUGUCCACCACGGUGCGAGUGCUCGGCUCAGCUGAGGUCGGUGUCGUGCCAGCGGCGGCGCCUCAUCAACAUCCCGGAGGGCAUCCCCACGGAGACACAACUCCUGGACCUCAGCAAGAACCGGCUCCGCUGGGUGCAAGCAGGGGACCUGGCACCGUACCCGCGGCUGGAGGAGGUGGACCUCAGUGAGAACCUUAUCGCCACAUUAGAGCCCAAUGCCUUCGCCACCCUCCAGAGUCUUAAAGUGUUGAAGUUGAGGGGAAACCAGCUGAAGUUAGUGCCCAUGGGGGCUUUCGCCAAGCUGGGCAAUCUGACCAGCCUGGACCUGAGCGAGAACAAGAUGGUGAUUUUAUUGGACUACACCUUCCAGGAUCUGAGGAGUCUGAAACAUCUGGAGGUGGGAGACAACGACCUGGUUUAUAUCUCCCACAAGGCGUUCUCAGGGCUGCUGGGGCUGGAGGAUCUCACAAUAGAGCGCUGCAACCUGACAUCCAUCUCUGGCCAGACGCUGUCCUACCUGCGCAGCCUGGUCACCCUUCGCCUCCGUCAUCUCAGCAUUAUUGCCCUGGAGGACCAGAACUUCCGAAAGCUCUCCAACCUGCGGGGUCUGGACAUUGAUCACUGGCCGUACCUGGAGUACAUCUCACCUGUUAGUUUCCAGGGCCUGGACCUCCACUGGCUCUCCAUCACCAACACCAACAUCACCUCUGUCCCCUCUGCUUCCUUCAAGAACCUGGUGCACCUCACACACCUCAACUUGUCCUACAAUCCCAUCAGCACACUAGAGCCCUGGGCCUUCAAGGACCUGCUGAGGCUGAAGGAGCUCAUCAUGGUAAGCACAGGGUUGAUGACAGUGGAGCUCCAUGCCUUUGGAGGCCUUCGACAGAUCCGAGUUCUCAACUUCUCCUCCAACGACCUGCAAACUCUGGAAGAGGGCUCCUUCCACUCUGUCAACAGUCUGGAGACCCUCAGAGUGGAUGGGAACCCCCUGAUGUGUGACUGCCGUCUGUUGUGGAUCCUGCAAAGACGCAAGACCCUCAACUUUGACGGCAGAGUGCCGGUGUGUGCGGGGCCGGUGGAGGUGCAAGGGGUCAGCCUCAGCGCCUUCACCGAUUCUGCACUCUUCGAUCACUUUACAUGCCAGAAACCUAAGAUACGCAACCGUAAGAUGCAGCAGGUGAUCGCUCGUGAGGGCCAACCUGUGAGUUUUCUGUGUCGAGCUGAAGGAGAACCUGCACCCGCUAUUGUCUGGAUUUCACCACAGCGCAGACGGAUCACAGCCAAGAGUUCAGGGCGCAUUACCGUUCUCCCUAGCGGCACCCUGGAGAUCCGCUACGCCCAGCUUACCGACAGCGGAACAUACAUCUGCAUCGCCAGUAACGCCGGAGGCAAUGACACCUACUUUGCCACACUCACGGUGCGUGGCCAGCCGCUGGAUGCCGCCUCAGCCUUCUUUCUCAACCGCUCGCUGUACAGCGGCGAGUUCUUCAACGACACAAAUCUGAACAGCACGCGCGUUUAUCUUAAGUUCACCUUGGACCUGACCACCAUCUUGGUCUCCACAGCAAUGGGUUGCAUCACGUUCCUGGGCGUGGUUCUCUUCUGUUUCCUGCUGUUGUUCGUGUGGAGCCGUGGACGUGGGCAACGCAAGAACAACUUCACAGUGGAGUACUCCUUCCGGAAAUCUGAACCCGUCACCGGCAGCUCCUCGGGAGGGACCAGGAAGUUCAACAUGAAAAUGAUAUGAAACAACGCAGCCAGGGGUCGCUCGGGGGAGGCAUGAGCACGUCCCAAAAAACGUGUUUGACACACGCAAACGCACACAGCCACUGACUCGCAAAGAAGUGUGAAAUCCCAAUAUAAGAUCCUGUCUAUUAUAGCUCUAUUCAAAAGUCCACAUCAAAAACACGCCAUGACACGAUUUGAUUUAAUUUCUAAAUGAAAACAAAAUAAUACCGAUCUCUUGGCCUCUCGAUGGUUUUAUAUUCAGCUUGCGGUGAAAAAGAUGUUUGAAUGAUACUGUAAAGAACUACAGUAUUAAUAGACUUCAAAGAGCUACCGUCCAUGCUUGAUAAGAAUAAUAGAGGAGAUAAGUUUUGGAAAUUGGCAUGAAUACUGAGCCGUGGGAAACCGGUAGCCCUGUCUCUUUGUUCCAGUAAUGAGAUAAUAAAAAAGAUUUCCUUUUUCAUUUAAAAUGUCCCUUUACUGUGUUGUGUGCAGUCCGGGAUUUUAAAAGAUAUGUGAUGAAGAGACCUGGCUACCAUCCAGUAAUAUCAUUUGCAGCCAUGCUCUUCUAAAGUCUGCCUUGUUAGGAAUCAUGCAUGUAGAAAUUUACGGAAAAAUCAAUUGAGAGUUAAGUUGUAAGUUCAUACCACCAAAUAAAACAAAUUGUUUUGAAAGACAGUUUGAAUCUGUUUUUCUAUAGAAUAUUUAACAGCCUCCUUCAUCUGUUCUGACCUUGGCUGAACCAUGAGGGUUCUCCAUUGACAUUAUCAUAUGGAUGUAAAAUAUGAACUGAUGUUAUCGGAUAAGAAGGACUGGAUUUGGACCAUUCAUAUAAAUGACAAAUAGACAAAAGAUUUGGCCUUUUUCCUCUUCGUCAGAUUUUGCGACAACGUUAGCUGUGUGAGUUUGGGACGAGCGCACUGGCCGAGAGCUGCCCGUGGCCCGGAGGGUUUGGUUAGGAAGUCAAGCCCACCGGACACGGGCAGCCACAGUAACCGUAGCAACCAACACAACAGAGAGCAAUUGGGACUGGGCUCGAGGCCAUAGGAGGGUCGCUGGGUAGAAGGCGAGGGAGAUAAAGAGGCCCCUACAUCACAAGCCCUCUGCUGUGUUGGUGGCCGCUUGACCUUCCCAGCGCUGCCCGGGGGGAGCAGCCCGGUGAGUUGGGUCAUACUCAGAGGCAAACAGAGGGCACACAGUCACACUGUCGGGGGCUUCAAUCUCACACAUCCACUCACUCCAGUAGUGGAAAACACAUAACACAGCAACAUAUGAAUAGCACCUUUCCUCAGGAAAAGUGAGCCUACGUAACCACACACACAUGCUCUGUUCAAAUAUAACAUUCCAGCAAUACUGUACGUAUUUAGAGCCAUAAAGCCAAAAUGAAUUCUCUAAGAGAGAAAUUGUGUAAAUGUCUGAGUGACGAAAAUAAGCCAUAGUAUGUGUAGGUUGUUUUUUAUAUAGUAGCGUGUGCAUGAUUCAGUUAUAUAAUGAUAUUUACUGCUACUGCCAUUGUGUUGUGAUGAUCAUAGGACCAUCUGCUGUCGCUGGGCUUGCAUAAAAUUGCACUUCAUAACACACACACAUAAACACACAUAUAAAAGUGAAGGUUGUUUGGAUUGAUAGGAACAAGAAUCACAGUUACACAUGAAUAAAUGCACGAAUUGAUGAAGCACCAUAGCAACUGACUGCUCUCUCUCUGCCUCUGAGACGGUCGGUGCGCGAAUGUCUCUGCCCCCCUAGCCCAGUGCAUCCCCCCUCCUCACCCCCAACCCCCUCACCCCCACCCCCACUGGGUCCUCCUUUGGGAGGGGUCCCUGGCUGGAGACCAAGGAUUCAAAUGUAAAUGAAGUCGUGUUAACCCUACCCACGCCAUGUGUAUCGUAUAGUGGAGAGUAGUACUGUGGUUUAAAAAAAAUAAUAAUAAUAACAAAAACUUUAUUUGAAGUGUUCUGUUACUUCUUGUUUUCAUUUCCUCAGUUGUUGUUCUCCGUGACCUUUUGGCUGUUUACUGUUUUAACGUUCCCCGUCCUCCGUGUGGGACUGUUCUGUUCUCAACACCCAAUAAAGUCCCCAUGUCAAAUGGAAUGGCAUCAAGAAAUGAGAUCUGAUCUAAAGCAGUGGUUCCUAACUGAAUAGAUGACCUUUUCUCGAGUUGAUGUGCAAGCUUUUCCUAAGUAAGCCUAUAAUUAAAAGUAUUUAUCAUCUGCUGCACCAUGCAAACUAGCUCUUACAUUGAGAUUAGUUGUUUACACACAGUAACAGUCGGGCUUUAACUGUUGCAUAACUAACUGACCCAGCUAAUGCUAGCUAACAGAUGACCCGUUCACAUUGAAGAGUAAAGGGAAUAUGGUCGACAUAUUUGACUUGACACUUGAUCAAUUUGCUGUUUACUUAUAAGGUAAAUUGGGAAUAUUUUAGCAAUAUCCCUCAAGUUACUAAACAGUAUGCCAAUUAUGUAACAGUAGUAUAAUCAAAGAUUUCGGCGUCAUUUGAAACUGCACGAAUACUACUAACUCUCAUCUCAAUUUACAAAGGACUAGCAGUUAAGUUAAAUGUUUGUUUUUUUAUUUUUGAAACUGACUCAAAAAGAGGUUUGCAGACGUGUGGUUUGUUUUAUUGACAAGAAGCGCAGUUUAACAUUUGAAAUCAGUUUUAUAGUGUCCAAGAAAUAGUCUACACAAAGACAUUAAGUCACGUUUUUUGCCUCAAGACAGCCUUGCGCGCACACAUUGCACACAUUGAGAGCUACUAAUUGAUACUGUCUGUCCUGGCUCUUGCUUAAUGUUAUUUAAAGAGUCUUUCUUAAUGUCCUCAGAUUCUUUGGCCUGAUAUUCUAUUUUCAGUCUGUUAUUUAUGUUCAAAGUUCCCUGGAGAUGUCAGGGGACAUUUGUUUGGCAGGGGACAUUUUAGACUAGCAUAAUGACUUUUGGUUUUGUACACCACAAAGUCAAACUGAGGGUGUUUUUAAACUAUUAAAACACACUAUGAAACCAGCUAGUUAAAGGACUACGCCACCGUUUCUUGAAACAGCGCUAAUCUCGGUUUCGCCCACGCGCCCAUGUAGCCGUGCUUCGACUGUGCUUCCACCCAAUAUAGUCCCAAGUCAAUAUCUUCCUAGGAAAUGGUCUAGUCUUAAUCUGCAUUGCUAUCUGUACUCGUUGUGAAUACGCAAGCCACAAGAAGUAAUUAGGUUCUUAUUGUUGUUUUGUUGGCUCACUUUUACUCACAACAUGUUAACCGGCCACAUAUAGGAUUCCAUUCACUACGCUAAGCUAACUAGCGGCAACGCUGGCAGUGUUGCACCGGACUAAAACCAUGCAUGCACUGAGACAAAAAAAUCCAUUGGCCCCCCCUAUCUCCAGCUAGGGGAGACAGUGAUAAACCCUAUUUCAACAAACGGUGGCGUGUUCCCACACAAACUUUAUGAUGGAUUUACUCAUGUCAUGAGGAGUACACAUCAUUUUUAGGGUCGUACUGUAAAAAGUUAGGAACCACUGAUCUAAAGCACUGUAUGAAGACAAGUUUACAGUUUGGAAAAUAAUUUGCCCCAAAGAAUUCUGAAAAGUUUUGCAAAAGAAAUCCUGCAAACUCCAUUUUAGUCCCCUGUGAGGGAUGACCCAACCAUGGCUUUUGUGUCAGGAUGAAUAACUCAACGGCUGAUUCACGAGGCCAAAUUCUUUUGUUUUUUUGUUUUUUGAACACCGCCUUUAACAGCGUCAGCGGCCAUUUUUGUGUUGAGAACAGGACGUCGCCUUUGUGGACGUCCCCUAUCCCUGAUCUGACCCUUUUGUGUUUCCAUUCCCCGGUAUUUCUCAGUGAAAACUAGGCUUAGAAGACAAUGAGAAUGUCUGUAGUGAUUGUCGAUGGUGUUAUUGUGCAAACAUCAAUCACAAAUGUAAGCGUAGAUGAGGGUGUUUUUUUCGUUGUAUUAUCUUCUUUUCCUCCCUUUUCUACCCUCCUUCUCUUCCUGUUCCCUGUCUUCUUAACAUUUCCAACCCUCGCUGUCCCUGUUCACAGUAUUAGGCUGGAUUAUGGUUGUGUGGUAGUAGACACGUGUUCUCUGUGGUCGCUGAGUCAGUGUUGUCGUGUUAGGAUUUCUUGCUCCUCGUGAUGCCAUCGAACACGGAGCAGCGAUAGGACCAGUGGAGACAAAAGAUGAAAGGGGUGACCCAGGUACCCUAAAAAAAAACAAAAAAACAUUGGUUCCCAUUUCACGCCCUGUACCCAUUCCCGAAAAAGCACUUCUCGAACUUUCCCAGUUCUGCUCAGUGCCGCUCUGGGAUCUUUCUCUGGAUAUGAAAACCCACGGACUGUACUGGAUGGAUUUUCUCUGAUGAUAUCUUGUCACACUUUAACUUGCAAAUGUAGAAAGGGGGGGGGGGGGGUUGGGUUGUUUUAUUUACACCGUGACUAGGAGCCCACACUCACUUUCUGCCUACUGUGGUUCACGGAGUCCUUUUGUGAAAGAAGCAGCCCAUUUCUUGAAAAUAGGCAUUGUCAUGUUGGUCAGGGUUGAAAAUAAGCAUUUGUUUGCACUCCCCCAGCGAGUCAUUGAAAGCAUCUUUCCUGUCCCCUCCAGCUUAAAUUUUCUACCCACGAAACAAAGUAAUACGUUAAACAUUUGAAUUGAAAGACACUGCCAAACAAUUGUUCAGCUCUCUUUUUUUUCUUCUUCUUUUUAAAGUUGCCUGUACACAGACUCUGUGUUUGUACACACCAGUUGAACUUAAUUCAUCUUCUCUGCCGUGAUACUUGAGAAAGUAGGCUGAGCCAUCCCCCCCCCGCUCCCUCAUCCCGUUCGCCCUUGCCUGGGGUUGGUGUACUCUAGUCUAGACGCCCCAUUUACUGCACCAGCAACCUCGCUACCUUCCACUGGGGAACUCUUCAAAGACGCAGACCAAAAUUAGACCGAGACACCAAUGUUCACGGAUUGAAUUAUUCAGUUUUUGGUUUUGUAACAAUGUUUCAACUCUAUUUCUCAAUUAAAGCUGGGGUAGGCAGUUUUCUAGAACAGGCAACAACCAAAAAACGGCAAAUAUUUGAAAAUACAGACCUGCAGCUCUCCCCUCUCUGACCUAACCCUAACCCUAACCCUGGCAUAUGCACACGCUUCAUACAGUAACCUGUAGGAGUAUUAGUCAUACAGUCAUUAUCCCAAUCAUGAUUGUGAUCCAGAUUCCGUUUAAUAGCUGCAAUUCUAUGAGAAUUACCGUCCUGUUUUCUUUGCAAACUUGGACCACAAGCUUGAGUUGAUAUACUGAGAUUCAAUGCUCUACUGCAACUAGCUGCAUGAACAUGAUUUAGAGUUAGCCACAGCCUUGAGCCUUUGACUAAGCUUAGCCAAAGGCUCAACUAUUAGCAACAUUUUCUCUCCAUCUCUGAAAAGCGUGGCCGACACUGCCCUGUUUUUUUGCAUUUAUUGUUAAACUCUUAAGACUCUCUUCUUUUUUUGGGUUGCUUUGCAGUGUAGGCCGUUGUUGCCGAUGCUGGAACAGCAACUUUUUCUGCAAGAUGUUUUUACCGUUGAAUACCCUUCCACCUUCUGUAGGGAUGUGCAUCUGCAUGUGUAGAACAGCCAAUAGGAAUGCUGUCUCUAUGAAAUGAUUGGUCACAGACUAGAUUUGUCUAAUGUUGUCUAACAGACUAGAUUUUCUAAACCCUUAAAAACAGAGCCAGGACGAGGUUUGGACCAAUUAAAUUGCAAUAGGCUGAAGGUUCUUAUGGAUUUUUCCCCAACAACACCAAAGAAAAAUUGCUUACCCCAGCUUUACAGGGCCAGUCCUCUCAGUUGUUAUUUGGCCAAAAACAAUGAAUUUUCACAUGCAUUACCUUGCUUUUCCUAUCAUCUUAUCAUUGCCUUAUUCUAUAUUCUCUGUACUAAAUUAAUCCAGCUCCUAUUCCAGAUCCUAGAGCUGGUGUUACGAUUGGAUUGGUCCCGAGUUGAAUUAUGAGAGCUGAGAGGAGCGGUAAUUGGAUGACGGAGAAGUGAGCCCGGCUGAUUGGGUGAUUACUUGGCUUAUUAGUUCCAUUUCCAUAACGGACCUCUCAGAACACUGUGCCAUACAAAUACUGGAGGCUAAAAUCCUGGUGUUAUUUUAGCUUCUCCUUUUUUACACAUAUGGUAAUUUAUUCUAAUUGGACAAAGGGAUCAUAAUGCAAAUCAGUCAAUGUUAAAUGACAUUCAGGUUUAAUUGGACAUGUAUCAGAGCAUUGCUGAAGGACGGUUUAAAGCACCUUGAACAGCACAACUGCUUCAUCUUAACCUUGACCAGACAAAUGCAACUGCCUCCCUUUCUAUGGGGCAAUACCGACCCCAAGUGGUCACUGUGAGAAAAAGCUUCAAAUGGGAUAAUACUGCUGAUGCUCAUUACAUGGUGGGAAAAUAAAAGCUCUGGGUGUCAUACAGAGAAAAAACUAAAGGGAGAUUGGGAAAUUGACUGUUAGAUUCAUAAGUCAGUAGUUCACUGAUUGUUUUUCUAGAGCCAUAGCGUGACCUCCUCUCCGCCUUGGGCCCACCUGUAAAGGGAGUCCUGAGGAGAGGCCUCCAUCUGACCAAAAGCAACCGCCCUGACCUGGUUUGCCGGGACUCAGUUUGUACAUUAGACAAAUACUCUCUGACUCCCCCCGCCAGUCUCACUGCCAUCACAACUAACCAUGAUAAAAAUGUCACAGCUUCAUUUAUUCUCUGCAUAGAGCUGAUCUGCAAACGAUCAGGUCCUCUCUAGAGAAGCAAAACUUUCUUUCUUGUGGUCUUAGCAGGUUUAAUCUAUGCAUGCCUUUUGUAUACAGUGAUUGGUCUUGCCAAACUCUCAUCUACACCUGUAUGGAGAGCUAUGGGUGCCAUUGUUGCUGGCCAUGGGACGGGUUGAAACAGACUUUCUGUAACAGCAGGUGGGACCAUCGAAGGGUUUUUAAUCUGGUACAGUUCAAAGCGAGGGGCAUGUAAUCUGCUGCAUUUACGGAUAUUUAAAGACGUGUGCAUCUUACAAAAAGAAGCAUUUGUUUACUUGGGAUGAUUGUACUUUUACACAUAUCUAUCCACACACAGAGGAUGUGUAAGCUGUAGAUAAAUUGAUAUUCUAAGCAGGAUGGUGGGACUGAUCAAUGCCGUAUGGGGAUAGGAUUAUUAAUGGCAUUCUAUCAUUGAUCUAUCUUGAACCUUGCCACUCUCCCAGAAUCCCUCUGGAGUAGGAGGAGGCGUACAGAGCUCUUACAGACCUGGUUGGCACUCAUUCCUAGGUUUCCACAGAUGUUUUUUUCCUCUUUUAAGAACGAGAUGGUGCCACAUUUCCGACUCUUUUUCCCCCAGGUCUGAGCCGAUGUAACGCUCUCUUACCUCUCCCGCUCUUCAGAGGAAGCUGUCACUGUGGUAUAGCUCUGUAUUUGUUGGAGCCCUGUAAUGGAAAACAUAGUCUGUUUCCUUAAAUUUAGCUGGGGUAAACGUAUUCUCUCCUCUUUCUCUCUUCUCUCUCUGUCUUUUCUCUCUGUCUUUCUAUCAACUUGGCACCGACCUCGUUAAACAUUUCAGAACGUUUUUAUCGACCACUUUUAGUUUUUUGCACUAAUGCACAAUUGUUCCCCGUUGACACGGUCGUUACUGACUCCUGAAACCUAGGAAUGGGUGCUGAGCGCUCCACACAAAUGCAGAGCUAACACAAAGACAAGCCUAUUGGAGUGAACCAUCAUUAAAGCCUAUGACCGGCUCAUAGUAGUAUAUUUGUCAGUACCAAAUUUGGACUCUCAUCCUCUUUGGCCGCAUCUGUACCUGAAUUAUAAAAUUAAUGUGUGGAUCCUUGGAUGUGAAGAACAGAAACUGUACAUAUUAGAUCUAUUAGCCAUAUCAUGUCAUCAAAUCUGUAGACCUCCUUGCCAUGUCUGACAGAGGAAAAUGACUGUUGAACUGUAAAUAGUGUAGGUAUAGUAAUAUAGGAUUUAACUGCUGCUUCUUUUCUCCAGGGAUCACCCAUGUUUUGCUCAGUCCCAUGGCUGCUUGGUCUCAAAAGGGAGGGGUGAGACACUAAUGUACUUGUCUAUAGACAUAUCGUUUCUUUUUUUAUUUCAAUGUAUGUUUUAUAUACCGUCUGUCUUGUAAAUGAACUCCUUUUCGUCAUAAAAGCAUGAUGUGACUCCGUC